CCAGACUUGGGUGUGGGUGGGUGCGUGUGUGUUUUGCCUUGUGGUUGGACGAUAUGGACGAGGAGUUGGCAUGUACAGAGCGGAAACUUGUGCGGCGGGUGGUGUCGCGGCUGAGCAAGGGUGACCUUGUGGGCGUCUUUCUGGACUGGGGUCUGGUUGCCGAGGAGCCAGCGUCAUGGCCCUCGCGCCCUGCUCUUAUUGACCUGCUUACCACUGGUCAUCUGGAGCACCGCAUGACAUACAGGCAGUACGCCUCGCUCUCGCUGCGUCGCCUGUAUUCCAAGGCUCGGACCGGUGCGGCGCCCAAGUGGGGUGCCUACCACCUGGCGGCACGGGCCGGCGCCCUCGCCCCGUCAGCCGAGGUUGAUGCUCUCAAGGCUGUCUUGACCAAGGAGCUCUCGGUCUUUUUCAACAACUACGUCCACGUGGAGCAGGCGGCCGACGGCGACGUGUGGAUCUUCAUCGGCAUCUAUGAGGGUGUCGACGCCCCGCGUGUCCUACCGCCGCGCUCGCAGACCAUGUUCAUCAUGUGGCGCCCGCACACCUCGCACCUCUUUGCUUCCGAGGUCAAGGUCGCCUACCGUGAGUACAUCAUGCAGGCGCUGAUGCACGCCUUUGCUGCCGACGCUAUCGAGCAGGUCCCGGUCCGCGGCGCCAACCUCGAGUCGAUCAUCAAGCUCACACUCGAUGCUGCAGGACUCGGCGUCUGCCGCGCACACACCGCCGGCGUGCCCAAUCCGCUGGCGCUGCCGCGGACCCGCAUGCAUGCAGCGCCGGUCGCACUCGGUGCGCCGCUUCCGGACGCGGUGGUCGAGGAUGCGCCCGCGCUUGCCGCCCGGGCGCGCAAGGCCGACGCGACCCUCGGCCCCGACGACGCGCCCGACGUCGAGCAGCUCAUCUUUCACGUCAACUCAUCGUGGGACGUCUCGGCCCUGCCGCUCAACGCCAACGACGUGCCGGUCCUUCCGUUUGUGGCCCGCGUCUCGCUCGACGGGCCGUCGGUCGUCAACGGCCUCAAGGCUCUCAUCCCAGCUGGCAUUCUCCACGAACCCCUCCCGCCGUUCUACACCACCAUCCUCAACCAGCAGCGGACAGUCUUCCGCCUCGCCGACAGCGAUCUCAGCCUCACCGUCGCCCGUCACCUCGCGCGCUGA
Molecule: messenger RNA, 1154 nt
Organism: Thecamonas trahens ATCC 50062
Lineage: Eukaryota; Apusomonadida; Apusomonadidae
Exons: 2
Coding region: 54-1154 (366 amino acids)
Source: RefSeq, a predicted model, not a curated record